Messenger RNA from Serinus canaria (Common canary), 4375 nucleotides. It is a transcript of the gene LIMK2, whose product is annotated as LIM domain kinase 2. The coding region runs from base 448 to 2475 and encodes 675 amino acids. Lineage: Eukaryota; Metazoa; Chordata; Aves; Passeriformes; Fringillidae. The record is from RefSeq and is a predicted model, not a curated record. The transcript is spliced from 15 exons. Gene Ontology annotation, cellular component: nucleus; cytoplasm. Gene Ontology annotation, molecular function: protein serine/threonine kinase activity; protein binding; ATP binding. Gene Ontology annotation, biological process: protein phosphorylation; actin cytoskeleton organization.
UAGCAUCACUCCCCCUUCCUCAGUCUGACGGUAGCCUGGUAUUGGCUGUACAGUCUCUAUGGGAUUAUUCAUUCAAGAGUGUAAUUCUUUCCUGGUAGUCUAGUUGUUCUCUACUGAAUGAAGUUUGCCUUUCCUUUCUUUCAGUUCUGGGAAAUCCAGUUAAUUAUACAAAUAAGAGCAAACGUUAUGUGCUGAGUCAGUGCUGUGGGGGAAGCAGUAGUGUGGCUUCCUGGCCGAGCAAGGUUCUCUGUUGGAAUUGUUGUACUAAACCAGUGUUGCCUUCCUGAAAUCUCUGCUCUGACAGAGCUGUAACUGAACUGUUUCAUAUGAAAAGUCGUAUUUUUUUCUUGUGCAGAAUGUGAAGAAGCAGAUGUCACAUCUGAAGAAAAAAAAAUACAAGAUAUCAGAGUUUGAUUUGGGAGUUGCCAUUCUGGGUUAUAGACUGCCAUGUGGGAAGGCUUUCCUGUCAGUUCCUUAAGGUUGUUCUUUAUGAAGGAUGUACCAAUCUUUGUUUUCUCUGCUGUAAACUGGUUGCUGUUUGUUCCCUUAUUGCUGUGUGCAGGUGAAGAAGUCUGGAGAUGUCUGGGAUGUGGGGACAGCAUUGCUGCUGGGCAGCGCCUCCACAAGACUGUCAAUGAGGCUUGGCACAUCUCCUGUUUCCGGUGCUCUGAAUGCCAGGAUCCCCUCACUAACUGGUACUAUGAGAAAGAUGGGAAGCUGUACUGUCACAAAGACUACUGGGGGAAGUUUGGGGAAUCUUGCCAUGGCUGCUCUCUGCUGAUGACUGGACCUGUGAUGGUGGCUGGCGAAUACAAGUAUCACCCUGAGUGCUUUGCUUGUAUGAGCUGCAAAGUGAUCAUUGAAGAUGGGGACACUUAUGCACUGGUGCAACAUUCCACUCUCUACUGUGGAAAAUGCCAUAACCAGAUUGUGCUGACACCGAUGAUAGAAAAGCACUCCACUGAGUCUCUGCGUGAGCAGCUGCCUUAUACACUGACCCUCAUCUCCAUGCCAGCAGCCACGGAUGGCAAGAGGGGAUUCUCUGUGUCUGUUGAAGGUGGCUGCUCCAGCUAUGCCACUGGUGUCCAGGUGAAAGAGGUUAACAGGAUGCACAUCAGCCCAGAUGUCCGAAAUGCCAUCCACCCUGCAGAUCGGAUCCUGGAGAUCAAUGGAGCUCCCAUUCGAACCUUACAGGUGGAGGAGGUGGAGGAAUUGAUUCGCAAGACAAGCCAGACCCUUCAGCUGCUGAUCGAGCACGACCCCGUGUCGCAGCGCUUGGACAGGCUCCGCCUGGACUCCCGCCUUCCCAGCCACAUGAAGGCGCCCAUCUCCCCUCGCUCCCUCUCUCCUCUGGACAUCAAGGAGAACCUGGAAGGAACGCUGCGACGGCGCUCCCUCAGGCGCAGUAACAGCAUUUCCAAGUCUCCUGGCCCCAGCUCUCCAAAGGAACCUCUCCUCCUGAGCCGUGACAUCAGUCGUUCUGAGUCCCUGCGCUCCUCUUCCAGCUGCUCCCAGCAAAUCUUCCGGCCCUGUGACCUGAUUCAUGGUGAAGUUCUAGGAAAAGGAUUUUUUGGACAAGCAAUCAAGGUGACUCACAAAGCAACAGGAAAGGUGAUGGUGAUGAAGGAGCUGAUUCGCUGUGAUGAGGAAACUCAGAAGACUUUCUUGACAGAGGUGAAGGUGAUGCGCAGCCUGGACCACCCCAACGUGCUGAAGUUCAUUGGUGUGCUGUACAAGGACAAGAAGCUCAAUCUCCUCACCGAGUACAUCGAGGGGGGCACGCUGAAGGACUUCCUCCGCAAUGCAGACCCAUUCCCCUGGCAGCAGAAGGUCAGCUUUGCCAAAGGGAUUGCCUCUGGAAUGGCUUACUUGCACUCCAUGUGCAUCAUUCACAGAGACCUGAAUUCACACAAUUGCCUGAUCAAGCUGGAUAAGACAGUGGUGGUGGCUGACUUUGGUCUGUCUCGGCUGAUUGUGGAGGAGAGGAAGAAGCCGACCUUGGAGAAGCCAUCUGCCAAGAAACGGACGCUGCGCAAGAGCGACAGGAAAAAGCGCUACACGGUGGUGGGGAACCCGUACUGGAUGGCCCCAGAGAUGCUGAAUGGACAGAGCUACGAUGAGAUGGUGGACAUUUUUUCAUUUGGGAUUGUUCUCUGUGAGAUCAUAGGCCAGGUUUAUGCUGACCCAGACUGUCUCCCACGCACACUGGAUUUUGGCCUUAAUGUCAAGCUGUUCUGGGAGAAGUUUGUUCCUGCUGAUUGUCCUCCAGCCUUUUUCCCUCUGGCUGCUAUUUGCUGCAGACUGGAACCAGAGAGCAGGCCCCCUUUUUCCAAGCUGGAAGAUUCCUUUGAAGCUCUCUCUCUGUACCUGGGAGAACUUGCCAUCCCCCUUCCAUCUGAGCUGGAGGAGCUGGACCACAAUGUGAGUGUGCAGUAUGGACUGAACCGUGACAAGCUCCCUGAAAACACAACCUAGGUUGCUCGUCCUGCUGCCUGCACCACUGCACUGGAGCUGGGUGAGCAGCAGGGAGGGAGAUGCACUUCAGCCACUUCCAGGGCAUUAAUGGGGCACCACGCUGUGCAUCUGCUGCACUGCCUCUCUCUCCCCACCCAGCUUCCCUCCUCUUGGAUAUCCUGAUUCACUGUGGAUUCCUGGCAUGUUUCAGAAGCAAAAAGGAUUGUUUCCUGCCAGCUGCACCUAGGAAAGCCGCUGAACACUAUUUUUCUGGCUUGAGAAAUAUUUCUCUGGCCUUUUUAGGCUUCUUUACUGUGGUGCCUUAGAACUUGGCUGCAAGCUGUGAAGCCACCCUGGCCUGUCUGUCAGGGAGGGAAUUGCUAUAGGAGACUCUCCUGGGUAAGGACCAGUACUUCUGGAACAGCUUCUCCCACUGACUGCCCUGCCCAGAAAGCUGGGGAAAUUGGACAUCCAGCAACAUGUCUCACCAGGACAGCACAUGUAUGUAUUUGCAUGUGUUUCCCAGAACAACCCACUGAGAUUCCGGCCUCUGACACGCAACAGAGGAAGGAGUAAAAAGCCCCAGGAAUUGGGCAGCUCUCCUGAAAUACCAUGUCUCUGGGGAAGCACAUAUGAAUUGUUGUUUUGGUUUUGUGGGCUUUUAUUCCUUCUGUGUCUCUGAAUACCUCUAAAAGCCUACCUAGAAACACAAAGACUGCCUAGAAACACUAAGACUGAGCUCUGCUUGCCCCUCCUGAUGGCAGAUGAGGCAGGCAGCAAAUGAGCCACUGGAGCAUUUUCAGACCCUGCGCCUGCCCAAAACCUUAACCUAGGUGAAAGUAUUUGAACCUGAAUGUGUAGUUCUGCACUAGGCACUGGGUAUUGGACAUUCCUGAGUGCUUGAGCUCUUGGCCUGUGGAUGUGAGGUGACAGAAAUGGUGGCAGAAGGUGCUUGUCAGAAAGCCAAACGUUUGAAGUGGCUCAAACCUUGGGCAUGGACAAUGGCAAAAGGGGACUUGCCCAAGGUUAAUUAAAGGAUGGACUUGUCAUGAAUAGAAAAGUGCUGGAGAAUGCCCCAUCCUCCCUGGAGUGGCAGCUGGAGAACUAAUAAUUUGGUUGCCACUACCUCAUCCUUUCCUGCAGAUUGUGCAAGUUGCUCCCUUUGAAGGUCCUUCUUGCAGCUGCUGCUGCAGCACCUGAGCUGAUUCUCCAAACAGAAAUUUUCCUCAGGGUCAUUCCCUGCUCGUGGGGAUGGGGAGGGGAAAGGGCUUGGAGUCAUUGGGAGGUGGGUAGGGCUGUAUUUUCUUCCAGUACUUCUUCUUCCCUUGGUGGAGAAGGAAGGAAGGAAGCUACUGCUGCAGUAGCUCACGUGGUUGACAGAACUGAACAAAAAACUGAAUCAAGUUCUGCUCUAAGUCUCACAAACAUCAUGGUUUAACUGGAUUUUUAGUGGGCUCCUUUUUCCCUCCUCCUCCCUUCAGCAUUGAAUGGUGGGGAAUGGGUGUUAGUCUUUGCUGUUACUUUGGUUUCCUCCCCUACCCAUGAGUUUUAAGUAUUAUGUAAAAUAACAUGGGACCAGCCAUCACCUGAUAUCAGGUAUGCAAGGGGGGUGUUUUUAGUCUCUGUAGUGGUGUUUUAGAAACACUAGGGACUCCUUGUGCUGUAAGUCAGGCAGGAGCCUCUCUAAACUGGGUCCAGUGGAUCCAGGAUUGUUAAUAGGAUUUGCCCUUUCAUUCCCCCUCCCAGGCUGGUUUGUGAGGGGACGCCUGAAGGGAGAGUCCUGCGUGAUGUGUGGGUGGGGUUUAUGAACUGUGAUUUGCACAGCUCCACGUUCUAACUAAAUUAAAGAGCAGUAACUGUAUGCUGUUGCAAACAAGGUUUUGUGGUCUCUGUGUUAAAUAAAGCCAGAAGCUGUCACUUU